AUGUCCUCAAACUUCAUCAAAAUCUCCAAAAGCAUAAGACUUCCCACAAAUUCCGCAAUACAACAGAAAAUUCAUCUCUUGUAUGAAUUCAUCCAAAAUUUCUUCUUUGUUUUUAUCGAUCUUAUCUAUAAUUUUGACACAAUAAACCAAUGAAAUAAUUGUCUAGGUUCUUUGCAUCUAUUAUUCGCUUUUUCUUUAAUCAUAACUCCUAACGCUACUGUGAAGUGCAGCAACAAUAAUAAGUUUCAAAUUCUAUUAUCGUUUUCAUUUUAUAUCAUCUUUAUACAACUAAUAAAACUUUCUUUUGCCUAA
Blepharisma stoltei is the source of this 312-nucleotide messenger RNA. The record is from the annotation of a GenBank genome assembly. Lineage: Eukaryota; Ciliophora; Heterotrichea; Heterotrichida; Blepharismidae.